This is a messenger RNA of Diuraphis noxia (Russian wheat aphid), 5000 nucleotides long. Its product is annotated as zinc finger protein basonuclin-2-like. Gene Ontology annotation, biological process: regulation of DNA-templated transcription. Gene Ontology annotation, cellular component: nucleus. The record is from RefSeq and is a predicted model, not a curated record. NCBI's taxonomy places the organism in Eukaryota, Metazoa, Arthropoda, Insecta, Hemiptera, Aphididae.
GACACACCGGCCGCCGCCACCGCAUCGCCGCAUCGUCUCGUCGCACUCCGCACGGCCCACACGACGUCGCCGUCGUCGUCGUCCGCGUUUCUGUGUGUGUGUGUGUGUGUGUGUGAGAGUGUGAGUGUCAGCAACCAGCCGCCACUGUGAGCCGCGCGCAGCAGUCACACACCGCUUCAGUACGCGGUCCGCCGUCUGUUGUGUUCGGCCGUACGUCGUUACAACGUGUCGUCGUCGUCACCGCCGCCACCGCUUGUUUGUCCGUUGUCGCGUUAUUAUUCCCCUACAGUGCGUUUCCUCCUCCGCCUUCACACCGGAAACACGAAACGAUAAUUAUCGAUAUAUUCGCGUCCGUAUAUAAUAUUGAAUUCGUUGUUUAUUAUAYGAAAAUAAUUAUUGUGUAGUGUUCGAGGAAAAAAUACAAUUUUUGGAUUCGUCGUCAAAUCGAUUUUGGUUUUUUAAAAGAAAAAAAAAUUGUUCGUGUUUCGCUUGCUCGUGCGUUUUUUUCCGUCGCCGUGUCGCUUGUUGCACGUACCGUAAACCCACCUAUACCGGCUAAUACCCGUAUACCAAUGCGAAUCGUUCGACUUCGACCAUCCGCAUCACCAGUGUUGCAGGACGGUUCAAAAUAUUAAAGAAAAGUUUAUAGUUCCGAUUCCGAAUUCUUAUCCGAGUGAUAUUCCACUCGAAUUCCACGUGCGUGUUCCGAUUUCGACUGUUUGAUGGUUAUACACGGACCCGCCACGGGAAUCGCUCCAGCCGACAUUCAUCGGACCACUGAAUCGUUGUACAAUACCGGUAAUGGCAGAGUGAUCGGCGCCCCGCUACGCAUGCGCCGUCCAGAAGACCAAUCGCCGAGCGCCGCUAGUGCCGGACUCAUGAUGGAGGUGGGGGCUUCAGUAGCGUCGUGGUUUCUGCGGCCUGAUAUGGCUGGAGCCAGCGUGCCGCCGAUCGUGCCGCAACCACCUCCGAUGCCCAUCCGACCUUCUCGGACGUCUUCGGAUCCCCCGCAAAUGGCUAUGCCACCAACCAUAUGYACCGCCAUCAGAUGUACAGUACCGGGAUGCGUGUGCGAUUGUUUUACGCCCGGCAAACUUCACAUACGAUUCUGCGACGCUUGUGGUCACGGAUGGGUCCCACACGSUCUUGACAAGUUGGGAUUUGGUGGAGCUUCCUUGGGAAACGGAGCUGUGGAACCCAUUCAACCAAACGUGGCUUUCGACAUCGCCAGUUUAGUGUUAUAUGGCUGUCAGGCCCUGCCGAUAAGACUUAAGAUCUUGUUAGAUCGAUUGUUCAGCGUUCUCCGUCAAGACGAAGUGUCCGCCGUUCUCAGAGGGUUCGGUUGGACGCACGAAGACUACGCCAGAGGUUAUAUACUUCAGGAACCACUCGGCGGUGGAAUUUUGGAACGUUGGAAUAUAUGUAGCCCGGAAGAAGAGCCGCUUGUGCUGCAACAGUUUUUGAGAUUCGGUGAAACUCGAGCAGUUACACAGCAAUUAUUGUUGCAUGGCUUAGGUGCGGAUUUUCGGGCUCUACCAGCCCUGGAGACUGACAUGAAACGAUUAAUGGAACGCCAGAAACAACAAUUGAAUAAUGAUCACAAGUCUGGAUUUGACAUUAAUAAGUUCCGGACACGGACACCUCCUCCGCAAUCAAUACCAAUGCUGCCGCUGCCACUACCACAGCUUCCACCACGACUUCAACUAGGAAGUUCACCACCAUCACCACCAAAACCAGCGUUCGGGUUCGCCAAGCCACCCGGUGGACUACCGAUGUUACAGCCCCCACCAGUCGCCAAUAAUGCGUGUAAUGGAGCUGGUUCACCACCCGCCGGUAGCCCUACCAGCAGCGUGUCACCACUCAACAAGCUGCAAAAUAUGCAGCCCUUUGACUUCCGGAAGAUGCAGUCAGCUGCAUCUGGGUUUGGCAGUGGAAAGCCUGUGCAGAUCCCCUCUGGCCGAAGGUCAAACAACUCAUCGGCUGACUUAUUACCACCGCCCCCACGCCCAAGCCAGCAGCAACAACAGCAGCAGCAACAACAUCAGCAGCAACAGCAGCAGCAACCACAACAAAAUGACUUUAACAACAAGUACGGWCCACCUGACAGUUUGGCCGGCAGUAGUGAUUUCGGCUCCGAAGACGGUGAUGAAGAGGAAGAAAAUUCACAGAGCGCAUUGAACCUCAGCAAAGACACUCCUCUGAAAGCAUUACGUCCUCACCGGGGCCACAUUCGCAAGACUCCGCAACCAUUAAAGAGACAGUGGGGUUCGGCGGGACUGCCCUUGAAUUUAGGCACUCAACUCAUCAACCCAGCUACGGGCAAAAAACGCGUGCAAUGCAACGUUUGCCUGAAGACCUUUUGCGACAAAGGAGCACUGAAAAUUCACUUUUCCGCUGUUCAUUUACGCGAGAUGCACAAGUGCACUGUAGACGGGUGCAACAUGAUGUUCAGCUCAAGACGUUCUCGAAACCGGCAUAGCGCCAACCCUAAUCCCAAACUCCACUCGCCACAUUUACGUCGAAAAAUCUCACCACACGACGGACGCAGCUCACAAGCUCACCACCCAAUGGUUAUAACUCCGCUACAGGCAUCUGCUAUGAACCAACUGGCGUUUGGGGCAUUUCCACUGUUGGCCGGUGGUGCUGACUURAGAGCCACCGGAUCCAAACACAGUUCCGCGUCGGGCCUGCACCUGGCCGAAGAACUCCGCCGCUCGGCUGAAUUYUCGUCAGACAACAUGGAUGAGUACAUGGACGACGAGGAAGAUGGCAUCGUUGUGGACGGCAAUGCCGUUGACGACGACGAAGACGACUCGGAGCACCGGAGYGACAGGAGCUGCAAGCGGAUGUCUGAAGAAUCCGAAGAUGACGGCGGCAGCACGGCCGCUGAACCGCAGAACAACCACCAUCACCACAACAACAACAACAUAAACAACGACAAYAACAAUGAUCGGCCACCCAUAGUAGCCAUUAAGAACGUUCACAAGCGAAAGAGCAUGAACCCGACGAGGUUCGCAGCCGCGGCCGACCUCAGCGACGAAGGUAUGUCUUGCACGGACGAUUACGGUUCGGUCSCGUCUCCAAAGGACAACAACAACGACGUGAAGCCUGUCGCUUGCAAGCUAGAAUCCAAUCUGACCGACGAUGACGACGGUUGCUUGAACCUGAGCAGAAAACCAUCAUCACCCAGCCCAGUGACGGCGGGGGAUGGUGGUGUCGACGGUGAUGCAAGUGGCAGGAGAUCAGCRUCGGGAGGAGUUGGUGGUGGCUCAAGGGAUUCACUGCUGUCCGAAGAAGACGAUGGUCUGUUGGAAGACGACGAGGACUUGGAUGACGACGUUGACGACGACUUGGAUUUGGACGACGACGACGAAGACGGGGACGACUUGGACGACUGCGACUCUGACAGUGAUGGUAACCACCGGGUGUACGGCGUGUUUGAGAACGGCAGGUUCGUGGCCACAGACGACGUGCCCGUGGACAAGGACAACCCGCGUGCGUGUACGGCGUGCGGUAAAACGUUCCCUAACCACUUUGGAGUCAAGUCCCAUUACCAGCGUGUGCACCUGAAACUCAUGCACAAGUGCGUGGUGGACGGCUGCAAUGCAGCGUUCCCGUCUAAGCGGAGCCGGGACCGACACAGCUCCAAUCUGAACCUACACCGGAAACUGCUGUCCACGUCGUCGCCAUGCUCGUCGACGGAACCACCUCGGCAACAGUCCSGUCACCGUCAGCCGGCACCGCUGCCGAUCCAGAAACAACCACAUCAGCCUCAGGCCCCACUGGCGCCGGCACCGCCUGCACCGUCGCAGCAACACCCGCAGGCCCAGCCGGCACCUGCAGUCACCAGCAGCAGCGCCGCCGCCACGGCGGCCAACAUCAUGGCCGCUGCGGCCGACAACCCGUACGGCAUGCACGCCGAGUUCCUGGCCCGGUUGUACGCCGAUUCGCAACAACAGUUCCAGGCGUUCGCGGGUGGCAACGGCCUGAUGCAGGUGCCACCGCAGUUUGCCGGCGGCGCGCCCGUCGGUUCACCGUUCAGGCACUUGCCCGCCGCGGCGGCAGCGAUGGCCAUGGCGGCCGCGGCCAACGGCUGCAGCACGUCACCGCCAUCCGCCGCACGGCUGGUGUACUCGGCCGACGAGGACCUGCCUCCGGCGCCCGACAAAGAGAACGGCAGCAUGUACGCGUGCCGGUUCUGCAGCAAAUCGUUCCCCGACAAGAACGGCAUGCGCGAGCACUACGAACAGCUGCACAUGCACGAAAUGCACCGGUGCAAGGUGCCCGGGUGCGGUAUGGUGUUCAGCUCGCGGACCCGGCGGAACGCUCACGUGGAGAACAGCCACCAACAGCAGCAGCCGUCUCUGUCCGCCGGGGCGCAGGCCGCCACGUCGUGACCUCGACCCUCGCCGCACCAGCGUUUUCCCGUGCCGCCGCCCUGGUGGUGGUAGACGCCGCACGGGCGCGGUAAACUAWAUAUAAUAAUAUWAUAUUAUAUUUAUUAUACGAUACUCUUAUAUUGCUCCCAACCUGUCGAUGUGUCGCUCGUCUCCCGCCUACUAAUUUAUGUAUAACAUAUUUUAUUAUCAUGACGUAAUAUCAUACUCGAUAGUCUGUCAUAAAAUGUUUUUUUAAUUUUUGGUUCUAGAGCUAUCUGUACGCAUAUGAUAAUAUAUAUUCCAUGUUAAGCCACGUAACCCCGCCGCACACAUUUUACUUAAAUCAUUUUUAUUUUCGUUGUGGUGCUCAAGUCAAACGAUUGACCUCAUCGUCGUCUGUGGUGUACGAUAUAAUCAUAGAUGUGUGUGUGUGUGUGUGUGUAUCUGGUAUGUUUUUAUCCUAUACUCAUAUACUAUAUUAUUAAACGAUCUGACUAAUUAUGUAACGUGUCCCCGCCACCCUCAACCCCCCUACAGUUUUACGAAGCGAAUUUUUAUUAUAUAAACUUUAUUAUAUUAUUAUUAUUAUUGCAUAUAUGUAUACGAUGUAUGAAAAUAUGU